UUGGGUGUUUUUCAGUAGAAUAUAAUGGUGAUCUAUUGGUUCCCAUCUGGCAUCAAUAGAACCCAACUAUUACCAGUAGAGACUCAUAGGGGCGCUUUCCCGGACAGGGUUUAGGUUAAUCCAGGACUAGGCCUUAUUCAUAUAAGGACAGCUAGAAUGUUGCUCGACGAGAGUCCGCUGUUUGAUCCAUCUCUUCUCCAUGAGCUGGACUGGAGCAGCAACAAUGUCUCCUUCUCCCCCCAAAUCUCCCCCCUGCAGCCUGGUGAUUGUCUGGUGCUCCGACCCCUCUGUACUGCUGACCUAGACAGAGGAUUCUACAAAGUCUUAUCACAGCUCACAGAAGCUGGGGAUGUGACAGAAGAGCAGUUCAAAGCAAAAUUUGAACAUAUGAAGAGAACUGGAGACUAUUAUGUUAUAGUGGUGGAAGACACAAAUCUUGGACAGAUUGUUGCCACCGCAACGCUUAUCAUCGAACACAAAUUCAUCCAUUCUUGUGCAAAGAGAGGACGUGUGGAGGAAGUGGUUGUAAGUGAUGUUUGCCGAGGAAAACAGCUCGGAAAAUUGUUGGUAUCGACAUUGACCCUCCUUAGCAAAAAAUUACAGUGCUACAAAGUAACUCUGGAGUGCGCGCCGAACAAUGUGGAAUUCUAUAAGAAGUUGGGCUACUCGGCAUCACACGAGACUUACAUGCAGUGCCGUUUCUUUGACUGAACCCAGACGGAUCUAGAACAUUGCAGAAUGUUCGCUGAAGAAUUAUGAGCUGUUGUGAGGUCUUUUCUCUAAAAUGGUUAAAUCAGACUACCUCAAAGUUGCACCUUUCAGCCAGCAAAAAAGUAAAAAUAAGUCUUGACAGGUCUCAGUGAAAGGUUAUGUGACAUUAAAUAAAUAUCAUGGAAUGAGCAUUUUAAGUUUACCGUAACAGAACAAAAUGGAUUUUGUCUAAAUGUCAGCAGUCAAUGUCAAGCACUUACAUCAAUAUUGAAAAACGAUUUUAUAAAAAAGACCUCUUUAUUGGAAUUUGCAAGAGAAGCUGAAGUAUGAUCUGAUCAUGUAUUGUACAAAUCACUAUGGCCUGUCAAAGAGAAAAGACACCAUUGGUUUAUCAUAUGUACUUGAAUAAUUUACCAUGAUAAUUUAAUACAGAGAUUAUCUUUUUGUAUAGGUGAUGUUUUCACUUUUGAAAUAGUUUUAAUAAUAUGCUAUUUACAAACUGCAUGGUGAAGGUUUUACUCUUACUGUUAUGCUAUAUGUCCUAUAUGAACUUAAUCACAUUUGACAUUAUAAGUUAUUUAAAUGCAUUGAAUUUAAUUUAAUCUCAUAUUUUUCUGUCCUCCAGGUACUUGGCUUUAAUGUAGAGAACAAUGAUAUAAAAGUUUACAUUUAUUUAUUAUACUUAUGUGUUUGUCACACGAAGUUGGCUUUAGUUUAAGCCACUGGUGAGGAGUUAUGUGCAAAACAGAAUGAAGGCAAAUAAAUUAUUUUGUUGUAAAAUAUAUCCUAAUGCAACAAGUUCAUCUUUAUACAAUAAAUUCAUUUAUUUUUAUACUUUUAUCGAUGGCAAAAAGGGGCAUUGAGUUGGAUAGCACUCAUCUGUCAAUCAACAACUUAAUAUGUGAUAGUAAUUUUUUAAAACUGUUAUUAAAACCAAUGACAAGAUGGUGAAUGGGUUUAAACUGUUACUUUACUCUUGUAUUGUAUUUAAAUAAAGGUUUUGAUUUUUUA
Paramisgurnus dabryanus is the source of this 1722-nucleotide messenger RNA. It is a transcript of the gene gnpnat1, whose product is annotated as glucosamine-phosphate N-acetyltransferase 1. Gene Ontology annotation, molecular function: glucosamine 6-phosphate N-acetyltransferase activity. NCBI's taxonomy places the organism in Eukaryota, Metazoa, Chordata, Actinopteri, Cypriniformes, Cobitidae. The record is from RefSeq and is a predicted model, not a curated record.